GAAGUGGAGAGAAGAUAGAAGUUUCAAGUUUGUGCGUGGCAAAGCUUAAGCAAGCCAAGGCUGCAAAUUAUCUGCAAGAAAAAAAAAAGGGCAAAAGAAUAAAAGGUUCAAGAUUGUUUGUGCAUGAAGAGAGAGAGAGGGAGGGGUGGGGGGAAGGAGAGAUUGUAUUGAUAUUUCCUAAGGCCCCAUAAAACCAAAACAGUACGUAGCUGUCGUUUAGGCCUCAAGGGGAAUGCCGUGUGGGCGUCACGUCCCUGCCCUUUCCUUUACAUGCUCUCUUAUACAUCUACUCUUUCUCUCUCUUUCGUCUCUUUGGGUCUGAUCAGUAAUUCAGAAUCAGAUCAGAUCACUUCUCUUUGGAUAAGGAUUUUGCAUAGAGACCUAACUUUUGUUUUUUGGUGAAGACAAGUAGAAGAGUUUGGGUUUCCUUUUUUGGAAGAAAUGAGGGUGAAAGUUUGGAAUUUUACGGAGAAUUAUUUGAAAGCCGGUGAAUUUGGAGUUUGCUGAUAGGUUAAAGAAAAGGGCAGCAAAAAAGUUGGGAUUUCUAAUCUUAUUUAAGGAAAAAAGUGAAGAAACUGAUCAGAAAAGAUCAAAGCAAAGAAGUAGAAGCGGCAAAGGAAUGGCGACGCUUGUGGAGCCGCCGAAUGGGGUGAGGGCAACAGGGAAGCAUUACUAUUCAAUGUGGCAGACCCUUUUCGAGAUUGACACAAAGUAUGUUCCAAUCAAGCCUAUAGGGAGAGGAGCAUACGGCAUCGUCUGCUCAUCAAUCAACAGGGAAACCAAUGACAAAGUCGCUAUAAAGAAGAUCAACAAUGUGUUUGAGAAUCGUGUUGAUGCGUUGAGAACUUUGAGGGAGUUGAAACUUCUCAGACACAUUCGACAUGAGAACGUGAUUGCUUUGAAGGAUGUCAUGAUGCCAACUCAGAGAACCAGUUUCAAGGAUGUUUAUUUGGUUUAUGAACUUAUGGACACGGAUUUGCAUCAGAUUAUCAAGUCGUCUCAGCCGCUUUCUAAUGAUCAUUGCAAGUAUUUUAUUUUUCAGUUACUACGAGGGCUGAAGUACCUCCACUCAGCAAACAUACUUCACCGAGACUUGAAGCCCGGGAACCUUCUUGUCAAUGCCAACUGUGACCUGAAGAUAUGCGAUUUUGGGCUUGCCCGAACCAGUAGAGGCAAUGAACAAUUCAUGACAGAGUAUGUUGUAACCCGCUGGUACCGUGCACCGGAGCUCCUACUCUGUUGUGACAAUUAUGGGACUUCCAUUGAUGUUUGGUCAGUAGGAUGCAUCUUUGCAGAGAUUCUUGGCCGCAAACCUAUCUUUCCAGGAACGGAAUGCCUCAACCAGCUUAAGCUAAUUAUCAACGUCCUUGGAAGCCAGCAAGAGGCUGAUCUUGAGUUUAUUGAUAAUCCCAAAGCCAGAAGGUAUAUCAAGUCACUUCCUUACUCUAGGGGCAGCCACUUUUCCCACCUAUACCCCCAGGCUGAUCCAUUAGCCAUAGAUUUGCUGCAAAGGAUGCUUAUUUUUGAUCCAUCUAAGAGAAUUACUGUCACCGAAGCGCUCCUACAUCCUUACAUGUCAGGGCUAUAUGAUCCAAGGUGCAAUCCACCUGCCCAAGUCCCAAUCGAUCUUGACAUAGAUGAAAACAUGGGAGAACAGAUGAUUAGGGAGAUGAUGUGGAUUGAGAUGCUUCACUACCACCCAGAGGCUGCCUCUCUAAAUGCUUAGAUGGCAUUGUUUUAGCUAUGCAUGGUUCUGUUGCUUUCUUAUAAUGUGCUUUCAGAACCAGUAUUAUUGUUUGACCUAGAAGAACGCUGUGGAACUUAGCAAUUGUACCAAGAUUUUGAUUUAACAUCUUAUUUAUUAGUUUGGCUUCUUUGUAGCAAACUGUGGCUCGUGUAACGUGUAAAUAUUUAUGCUAUUAAUCUGGAGAUUUUGCCCAUUCUGUGUA
Messenger RNA from Theobroma cacao (cacao), 1949 nucleotides. RefSeq names its product mitogen-activated protein kinase 7. Gene Ontology annotation, molecular function: MAP kinase activity; ATP binding. Gene Ontology annotation, biological process: protein phosphorylation. Lineage: Eukaryota; Viridiplantae; Streptophyta; Magnoliopsida; Malvales; Malvaceae. The record is from RefSeq and is a predicted model, not a curated record.